Messenger RNA from Tetrahymena thermophila SB210, 3567 nucleotides. RefSeq names its product E1-E2 ATPase family protein. The record is from RefSeq and is a predicted model, not a curated record. Gene Ontology annotation, cellular component: membrane. NCBI's taxonomy places the organism in Eukaryota, Ciliophora, Oligohymenophorea, Hymenostomatida, Tetrahymenidae. The transcript has 9 exons. Gene Ontology annotation, molecular function: P-type transmembrane transporter activity; ATP hydrolysis activity; ATP binding.
AUGUGUAUCAUAUAUAUAUGGCUAAUAUUUCUUAAAUUACAUAAAUUAAUAUCAAAAAAUAAUUUGAAAAAAAGAGUAAUCUAAAAUAAGAAAACCCAAAUUAAUAGAACUAUUUAUCUCUACUACUUUAAGCUUUAUCAAAAAAUGCUAACCGAACAGCUUUGUUAGCCCAAUUAAGACUACAUAGAAGUAGUUCAUUCUUCUGUAGAAGGUGAGCUAUAGCUGAAAAAAGUAACACCUUUGAAAAGAAGCAACUUAGCUUAUGUUUUCUAUCUUAUAUUAUGCUUCCUUUCAUGUGGUAUUAUCUAUGUUGUUUCAGUAUUAUGGCCUAAGAUAUUUAAAAAGUUAGUUUUUAAAGAGGUAAAAAGCCCGUAUGAAGCAACUCAUGUGUAUGCUAUUGGUGUCAAUGGUGAAGAAUUUUAUGAAAAAAUCGAAUAGGACUACUUCUCAUAAUCAAAGGUACCCUCUUAGCCUUUUUUUAUAAACAGAUUUAUGAAAUAUGUGUAUAAUGAAAACUAAAAUACUUUUCAAGCUAAUCAAUAUGAGCUUGAUGGUAAAUGCAUAAGCGAGAUAUCUUAAUCAUAGCCAUUAAACAGUGAUGAUAUAUCUGAUAUGCUAAAGUAUUAUGGACAUAGCUUUAUUGAUAUCAUCAUUCCUAGGUAUCACGAAUUCUUAAUCACUGAAUUACUAAGACCUAUCAAUUUUCUUCUCUAUUUUGGUUUAGCAGUUUGGAUACUUGAGUUGAGAUUUAGCUUUUUUGCUAUUACUUUAGUGUCAACAAUUAUAAUUAUUAAUAUUGUUUGCUUCUUUGUUAGGAGAACAAAACAAUAAUUGCGUGAAGCUUGUCUUCAUGAUGAGCUCAUAUCAGUAGAAAGAUCAAAUGAAAUGUAACAAGUAUCCUCAAAAAAUGUGGUUCCAGGGGAUAUCAUUCACAUUAACAAAAGCUUCAGAGUUCCCUUUGAUUGUUUGAUAUUAGAAGGAUAGCUUUAAGUCAAUGAAGCAAAUAUAACAGGUGAGGCAAUUCCUAUUAGUAAGCUCCCAUUAUCUGGUAAAUCAAGUGAAAGAUUUUAGCUAAGUUCGUAAUCAGCUCAUAUUUUAUAUGAAGGAACUACCAUCAUUUAAUUAGAAGAUAGCUCUGCAAAGUUGAUGGUUAUAAGAGCAGGAUUUUAAAGUUAUAAGGGAUAAAUUGUAAGAUCACUACUUCAUCCUAAGCCUGUUGAUAAGAUGAUUUUUAUCCAAGGAAUUAAAUUUGUUUUUGCAAUAUUAUUCCUUGCUUAUAUUGCUUACUUUGCAACUCUUUACAAACUUAUUCAAAUUGAAAUGCUCACAAAAGAUAUUAUUUACCGCUUUUUUGAUGUGCUAAUUUAUUGUGCACCUCCUGGCGCUCCAUUAUUGAUAAAUGGAGUCAUUUUCUUUAGUUUAAUUAGACUAAGAUACAAAAAAAUAUUUGCUUCAGACCCAUCUAAAGCUUUAUAAGCUGGUCGCAUUAAAACUAUUUGCUUUGAUAAGACAGGCACAUUAACGGAGAGCACUGUGAAUAUGUAGGGAUAUUAACUCCCAUUAUCAAAAUCAAAAGAAGAGGUCAUACAAAAUGGAGACAAAAAAAGUAUUUUGUAUAAAUUAUUAAGCUCUUGUCACUAGGCAGUAAUUACAUCAGAAGGAAAGUUAGGAGGCGAUCCUAUUGAUGUUGAAAUAUUUUAAUACAGUUAAUGGAAAUUAGGACAUGAUAAUGAAAGAAAAUAAAAUUACUCUGAAUUAAAUGAUAGUGAUAUAUUAAAGCUAUAUACUUUGUCAAUAAACGAAUUUCAUUCUGAACACUAAUCUAUGAGUGUUGUUGUUUAGGAGGAGUUAAAUGGUUCACCUCAAAAUUUAUAUUUAUUUAUGAAAGGAUCUCCUGAAGUAGUCUUACAAAAAUGCAAUGAAGCUACAAAUGAGAAAUCAAAGCUUAAAAGCUAGUUUGAAGCUUUAGCAAGCUAGGGAUAUAGAGUGCUAGGUUUAGCUUAUAAAUAAAUUUCAAGUGACGAAUUAGAAGGAUUUUUAAAUCAAAAAAGAGAAGAUCAAGAGAAAAAUUUAACAUUACUAGCAUUUGCUAUUUUCAAAAACAACUUAAAAUCUGAUACAGCUCACGUUAUUAAAUAACUGCAAGACACAAAAUACAACAUUAAAAUUAUAUCUGGCGAUAACCCUUUAACUACUCUUAGGAUUGCAGAAGAGGCAAAUAUAAUCUCAAAGGAAAAAAGCACAAUCCUUAUUGACUGGGUUAAUAGAUCUUAAAAGAAAUUGUAGUUGACUAGAUAUGGCACAAAUGAUAGCAACAGUUUUGAUACUUAAACUCAGUCAAUCGAUUUGACAAUAAAGGAAGAUUAUUUUACUUUAGUUCAAUAUUGUGAGUAAUCUAUAAAUGGUUCCAUUAAUAUUUGUGUAUCAGGUCAUACCCAUACUUUCUUUGAAGAACUUAUCAGAAGAUAUGAUGAGAAAUUUAUUUCAAAUGAAAGUGAUUCAGCUAAAAAUAGUAGUUAUCAAAAUAAUGAGUCAAAUUUAAUAAAUUUAUACAAAACAAUUGUUUUAUCAUCUCAGUUGUUUGCUAGAACUUCCCCUUCCCAAAAAGCUAGUAUAGUUAAAUUAAUAAAAGACAGUGGAGAAGUAGUUUGUAUGGUUGGAGAUGGCACCAAUGAUAGUCCUGCUAUAAGAGAAGCAGAUGUUGGUAUUUCUUUUUCCGAUGCUGACGGUUAAUUUUCAGCUCCAUAUAUUGCAAAAGACUCAUCUUUAGAAUGCGUAAUAAGUAUUAUCCUUGAAGGAAGAGUUUCCCUUGGUGUUAGUUUGGAAAUUUUUAUUGGUUACAUAUAAGUCAGCAUACUUAGAUUUAUUGGGUUCUAAUCUUUAUCAUACUUUUAUAGUGGAUUCGGAGAUUUUUAAAUGUCUUUUUAAGCUUACAUUUGUGGAUUCGUUAUAGUUUAUUUCUUUUAAGGUUUGACAAAACCUGUGAAAAAUAUAAAAAAUUGCUACAUUAAUGACAACUUCUUUUCAGCUUAGUAUUUAAUAUCAUCUAUUUCUGGAUUCAUAAUUUAGUCUUUGUCUAUUAUUGUUGGGCUUGCUACAUUAUAAGCUAGUAGUAUUUAUAUUGAAGUAAACGGAUUUGAUACAGAUAAAAAAUUUGUUUUCGAGUGCUAACAAAAUACUAUAAUAUUUAUGUUUUCUUUGAUACACUAUUUCUAUAUACACAUUAGCAACAAUAUCGGAUAUCCAAUUAAAUAGCCUUGGUAUAAAAAUUAUGUUGUAUUGUUUUUAAUGCUAAUUUAAUUUGGUUAUGGAUGCCUAAUUAUGUUUACUAGCAAGCUUUACAUUAAUCCAUUAAAACUAGUAGAAUUAGAUGAUAACACUUUAAGGUUGAGUCUCUUUUUUAUUUUCAACGGGUUUGGCAUACUUUAAGUUCUUAUAGAAAAGGUUGUAAUCUAAACAUAUAUCUUAAGAUAUCAUUAGAAGAUAGCAUAAAAGUAAUUCUAAUAAAAGUAUAUCAAAUUAAUUUAAUAACUCAAAGAAUAGAAUCAUUUUAUCUAUAAUUCUUGA